AGCUUUCUUCCACAGGUUUCUGGAUUACAGUAGUUUCUGAAUGAAAUGCAUCUUUCAGAGAUGAUGAGGCCCAUCGACGUCAUGACAGCGAACACCGCCCACCCAAGGGUGACGCAGUCACGUGAAAGCGUCUCCAGCUGCACAAAGAAAGAAGGCCCCGCCCACGCCGCCAUUUUGUGCACCCAGAGCAUAGAAGCUGCCGCUCCGCGUCUCUUGCCUGUAGGUCAUCCAGCGGCUGUCUGUCUCAGAGUGUGAGAGACUCAUUCAAGCGGGGGCUGAUAGCUGCAGCUUCUGGCGACCCCCUGCUGCCGCGGUUUCAUGACACAAUACUCAGUUAUUAACGAGAGAAGGAGCGAGAGAGAGAGUCCUGAUGGAGCCCGAGACACCAGACGUGCAGCAGCUAUUGGUGAGUGAAGGAGAACUUUCUACUGAGCAGCAGGAAGACGGCCCCACUCUGGACCAGCAGGGACAAGAACCUCAAGAAGGAACCCAAGAGGAAAAAGAAGAAGAUUCACCCGAGUUUACAUUCACAUCUGUCAAUGUGAAGAUUGAAGAAGAUGAAGAGGAGGAUCCUCCAACCAGCAGCUUGACUCAAGACAUGAAAACAGAAGCUGAUGGAGAUGAAUAUGAGGGGCCAGAAGUGGAAACGGACGCUGAUACUGAAGUCACGACUGACCACCAGAGGCCACUGUCCUCUGAGUCCUCUGACACUGAUGACAGUGAGGACUGGAAGUCUGGUUCAAACUCUGCCAAGAAGCCAAAGUCCAGUCAGAAGUCACUGGUCUGCUCUGAGUGUGGGAGGAAAUGUUCUUCCAAGUCUGGACUCACUCAACACAUUAAGUCCUGCUCUGAAGGAUCCCUGUCGUGUUCGUUUUGUGGCAAGAGCUUUGAAAAGAGAGCGAACCUGAAGGAACACAUGAGAGUUCACACUGGAGAAAAGCCUUUCAUCUGCUCUGAGUGUGGUAAAUGCUUCACGCAGAAACGGCACCUAAAGAAACACAUGAGAAUCCACACUGGAGAAAAACCUUUCGUCUGCCCUCAGUGUGGUAAACGCUUUUCUCAAACGGGACAUUUGCACAACCACAUGAGAGUACACUCAGUGGAAAAACCUUUCAUCUGCUCACAGUGUGAGAAGUGUUUUAAGAAGAGGUGGAGCCUGAAGGAACAUAUGAGAGUCCACACAGGAGAAAAACCUUUCAGGUGCUCCUUGUGCGGUAAAUGUUUCACACACCGAUGGAGUUUGAUGAAUCACAAAAAAAUCCACACGGGUGAGAAGGCCUUCUCGUGCUCUCAGUGUGGUAAAUGUUUCACUCUUGUCGGCCACCUGAAAGCACAUGUGGAAAUUCACACUGGAAAAAAACCUUUCACCUGCUCUGAGUGUGGCAAAUGUUUCACACAGAAAGGAAACCUGAAGGUUCACAUGAGACAUCAUGCUGGGGAAAAAACAUUCUCAUCUCCAUAGUGUUGUUGUCUACGUAGACUGGAGAGAAACCCUACCCCUGCUCUGAGUGAGGAAAAUGUUCCAUACGAUGAGGACGUACAAGAUUCACAGGAUAACAUACCUCAGGCGACUCUGCAACGGGUGUCAGGUUCAUUUCAAAAUGACUGCUGUGGUUGUGAUGCACUGUGGAGCGUAAAGAGUUGCAUUGUAAUUUUCAAUGUUCCAGUUGAGGUGCGUCGUAAAUGUUCACUUGGUUCAAAGUGAAGUGUUUUGUUAUUUCCAGGUGACUUCUGUCCACAAAUCUGAGAGAUUCUUUUGGAAUGAAAAGUAAAAUAAA
Molecule: messenger RNA, 1778 nt
Organism: Synchiropus splendidus (mandarinfish)
Lineage: Eukaryota; Metazoa; Chordata; Actinopteri; Syngnathiformes; Callionymidae
Product: gastrula zinc finger protein XlCGF8.2DB-like
Exons: 3
Coding region: 371-1462 (363 amino acids)
Biological process (GO): regulation of transcription by RNA polymerase II
Molecular function (GO): DNA-binding transcription factor activity; RNA polymerase II cis-regulatory region sequence-specific DNA binding
Source: RefSeq, a predicted model, not a curated record